This is a messenger RNA of Mytilinidion resinicola, 1161 nucleotides long. RefSeq names its product glycerate dehydrogenase. Lineage: Eukaryota; Fungi; Ascomycota; Dothideomycetes; Mytilinidiales; Mytilinidiaceae. Gene Ontology annotation, molecular function: NAD binding. Bases 1 to 1161 code for a protein of 386 amino acids. The record is from RefSeq and is a predicted model, not a curated record. The transcript has a single exon.
AUGUCCACCACCUCCUCCUCUUCCCCGCCGAAAAUGGCCAUCCUAGACGACUACCACUCCCUCGCCGCCCCCCACUUCUCCCACAUCCCCGCCUCCACCCUGUCCGUAACCCGCCUGGACCCCCUCCCCCCGCUCACUCCCUCCACCCUCCCGCAGUACACCAAAGCCCUGCACCCCUACACCAUCUUCUCCACCAUGCGCGAGCGCACCGCGCUCCCGCGCGCCCUGCUCGCCUCGCUCCCCAACCUGCGCCUCGUCCUGGGCACCGGCUCGCAGUUCGAGACCUUCGACCGCGCGGCCAUGGCAGAGCUCGGCAUCGCGCUCGUCGCGGCCCCCGCGCAGGGCCGCGUCGACGGGACGGGCAAGUGGCGCGGGCGCGGGCUGGUCGGGUCGGCGAAGAACGGCGGCGGGCACCCGACGACGCAGCACGCGUGGGCGCUGAUCCUGGCGCUGGCGCGGAACGUGGCGGGGGACGAUGCGGUGGUCAAGGGGAAGACGAGGGCGGGAGGGGUGGCGCAGGGCGGGUGGCAGACGACGCUCGCGACGGGGCUGCAGGGCCUUACGCUCGGGGUGGUUGGGCUGGGGCGGCUGGGCGCGGCGGUGGCGCGGGUUGGGGUGCUGGCGUUUGGGAUGCGGGUCGUGUGCUGGAGUGAGAAUUUGUCGCAGGACAAGGCGGAUGGGAUGGCGGUGGAGAUGGGGUUGCCAGUGGUGGGGGGUGGGUUGGCGGAGGAGGGGGAGAAGACGUUUAGGUUUGUGGGGAAGGAGGAGGUGUUUCAGAGGGCGGAUGUGGUAACGCUGCACUAUGUUCUCUCGGAGCGAUCAAGGGGACUCGUGGGGGAGAAGGAGUUGGCGGCGAUGAAGCCGAAUGCGUACUUUGUGAAUACGUCGAGGGGGCCGUUGGUGGAGGAGAAGGCGUUGUUUGAGACGUUGAUGGAGGGGAGGAUCAAGGGCGCGGCGUUGGAUGUGUUUGAUAUUGAGCCGUUGCCAGUGGAUAGCCCGUGGCGGACGGAGGACUGGGAUGAGCCGGGGAAGAGUAGGGUGCUGUUGACACCGCAUAUGGGUUAUGUAGAGGAGGGGACAAUAAACACGUGGUAUGAGGAGAGUGCGGAGAAUUUGGAGAGAUGGUUGGAUGGGAGGGAGCUACUGCAUAGGUUGGUAUGA